Messenger RNA from Aspergillus novofumigatus IBT 16806, 7701 nucleotides. Its product is annotated as putative polyketide synthase. Lineage: Eukaryota; Fungi; Ascomycota; Eurotiomycetes; Eurotiales; Aspergillaceae. The transcript has 9 exons. Gene Ontology annotation, molecular function: monoatomic cation transmembrane transporter activity; fatty acid synthase activity; phosphopantetheine binding. The record is from RefSeq and is a predicted model, not a curated record. The coding region runs from base 1 to 7701 and encodes 2566 amino acids. Gene Ontology annotation, biological process: secondary metabolite biosynthetic process; fatty acid biosynthetic process; potassium ion transport.
AUGGCUAUCAACUCCUUCGAAGGGACUGGGGAACCCGUCCAGCUCCCUUCUGCUCCCUCUAAUGCCCACACAGAAGAUGAAGUUUCAGACUCGUUGGACGAGGCAUCAAUGCCUAUUGCAAUUAUUGGCAUGGGAUUCCGAGGGCCCGAAGAUGCCACCAACCUUGAGAAGCUGUGGAAAAUGAUACUCGAAGGCCGGGAAGCAUGGAGUCAGAUACCCGAGUCGAGAUGGAACAGUCAUGCGUUUUACCACCCAGACCAUGCGAGGCACGGCACUACCAAUGUCCAAGGCGGCCACUUUCUGAUAGAAGAUGUAUCCCUUUUCGAUGCGCCCUUUUUCAACAUGACGAGUGACGAGGCAGCGGCGAUGGAUCCCCAGCAGCGGUUAUUGCUUGAAGUGACAUAUGAAGGACUAGAGAAUGCCGGUAUACCCCUUCCCGAAAUUAUGGGAAGCCAAACUUCCUGUUUCGUUGGUUCUUUCAAUGCGGAUUACACAGAUCUCCUUCUACGCGAUCCCGAUGCCAUCCCUAUGUAUCAAUGCACCAAUGCCGGACAGUCGCGAGCCAUGAUGGCCAAUCGAGUGUCAUACUUCUUCGACCUAAAGGGCCCUAGCAUCACAGUUGAUACCGCUUGCUCGGGGAGUCUAGUCGCAUUGCAUUUGGCGUGUCAGACGUUGCGCACCGGCGAUGCUGCGAUGGCAAUUGCGGCCGGAGUAAACGUGAUUCUCAGCCAUGAAUUUAUGUCCACAAUGACCAUGAUGAAGUUUCUGUCACCGGAUGGACGCUGCUACACAUUCGACGAGGAAGCCAACGGAUACGCUCGUGGCGAAGGGAUCGGCUGUUUGAUCUUGAAGCCGCUCAAAGACGCCAUCAGAGAUAAAGACCCUAUCCGAGCUGUCAUUAGGGGUUCUGGGUCGAAUCAAGAUGGCAGGACUCCCGGCAUCACUCUCCCAAGUGGAGCGUCACAGGAGGCCUUGAUUCGCCAUGUUUACAGCAUGGCAGGUCUUCAUCCACAUGAUACAGAAUUCGUUGAGACACACGGCACAGGAACUCAAGCAGGAGAUCCAAUUGAGACAGGAGCGCUCGCGAGAGUGUUCUGCGCUGAUAGAAACUCAGACAAGCCACUGCGCAUCGGGUCCAUCAAAACAAACGUGGGGCAUCUGGAGGGAACAAGCGGAGUCGCGGGCGUGAUCAAGGCAGUGUUGAUGCUUGAGAACCGCACUUUCCUCCCCAACCGCAACUUUACUUCCCUCAACCCGCGCAUUCUGCUAGACGAAUGGAAGCUUAAGGCAUGGCAUCCCAUUCAACUCAAUCCGGAACCAUGGGAAAGCACAGGGCCCCAUCGCGUAUCGGUAAACAGCUUCGGAUACGGGGGAAGCAACGCACAUGUUAUCCUCGAAGACACGUAUGGAUACCUACAAUCGCACGGUUUACAAGAACUUGUUGGCAAGCCACGUGCGCCUUUCCUGAACAACGCUCUUGAGCCAUCGCGAACUCCCAACGGCCGCCAUGACGAAUUACCCAUACGGACGCGUCUUUUUAUUCUCUCCGGUUUUGACGAUCAUUCCAUUACAAAGCAGAUAGAAAAAAUUAGCGACUAUCUCCGCGAAAGGGAAUCGAUAUCUGAUGAUCAGUUCAUGAGCAAUUUGGCAUUCACGUUGAAUCAACGGCGUACUACCCUCAUGUGUCGCGCAGCGGCUACCGGCAACUCAGCUGCCAGCGUAGUCAGAGCUUUGGAAGGUAAUAUCAAGGUUAGAAAGGCCACGCGAAAGCCAGUGGUUGGUUUUGUGUUCACCGGCCAAGGAGCGCAAUGGUGUGGGAUGGGACGGGAGCUGGUGGGAGCAUAUCCUGUUUUCCGCCAGUCAAUGGAACGAAUUGAUGCACACUUGACUAGACUUGAAGCUCCAUUUUCUGCCCUAGGUGAAAUUCUCGAGAACGAAGACACAUCACGGCUCAACCAUCCCCUACACAGUCAAACAAUCUGCACGGCACUUCAAAUUGCACUUGUGGACCUUUUAGAUUCCUGGGACAUACAGCCAGAUUCCGUUACUGGUCAUUCCAGUGGCGAAAUAGCCGCAGCGUACGCCAUCGGAGCGUUAAGCAUGGAGGACGCUAUAUCUGUUGCAUACUAUAGGGGCAUUGCAGCGAGCAAGCUGUCAAACAACAAAGAAGCGAAGGGAGGGAUGCUCGCUGCCGGCGUGUCGCCGGCCCAAAUACAACCAUUCCUGGACACUUUGGAAACCGGGAAAGCCGUCCUGGCAUGCAUUAACAGCCCGUCCAGCGUUACUGUCUCAGGAGACGUUGAAGCUAUUGACGAGCUUGAGAAGGCAUUAAAGGAGAAAGAGUUCUUCUGCCGACGUCUGGUAGUGGAUGUUGCAUAUCAUUCCCACCAUAUGGAACUAGUUGGCGGGGAAUAUCUGGACCUGAUAUCGAAUAUUCGACCACGGAUUGGAAGCAAAUCAGGAAGGCAUCCUGUCUCCUUUUUCUCUUCGGUGACAGGAGCUGAAGUCAAAGCCUCCGAUCUUGGGUCCCAAUAUUGGACUAGAAACCUUCUCGGUCAAGUCAAAUUUGUUGACUCCGUCAGGGCACUUUGUUUUGAAACCAGUACUCAGAAAACGAUGUUUGCGGCCCCUAAUAACAGACGUGCCAGGCGACCAAAUGGUACACGAAAGGUCACCGUUGAUGUCUUGCUGGAAGUUGGCCCUCAUAGAGCAUUGUCGGGCCCAAUCCGUCAAAUUCUGAAAGAUGACAACAAACUCCAUGCGGCAGGGAUACAAUAUGCGAGCGCUUUGACUCGUAAAGUCGAUUCUGUCACUACGACAUUAGAGGUUACUGGAAUCCUGGCCUGCCUGGGUUCUCAGGUCAACUUUUCCGCAAUCAACAACCCGUUAGCUGAGACGCUAGAUACGCAAGUCAUGGUUGAUCUUCCUCCCUAUGCAUGGAACCACAGCAGAUCAUACUGGGCUGAGUCACGCAUCAGCACAACAUUCAGAAAACGCAAGCACCCGCGAACAGAUCUCCUGGGUACUCUCGACAGAAUGUCAUGUCCGUUCGAACCUCGCUGGAGAAACUUUGUGCGCGUAUCGGAGAUCCCAUGGCUGAAAGAUCAUAAGAUACAGUCGAACAUAGUUUACCCUGCAGCAGGGUACAUUGCAAUGGCCAUUGAAGCUGCAUCUCAACACCUGCUGGAGCAAGAGGCCAACAAGCACAUGUCAGCGUUUCUUCUCCGUGAUGUUGAAAUAAGAGCCGCUUUGGUUAUUCAGGAGAAUUCUGCAGCUGAAGUCAUGACCUCGCUACGAGCGUGUCAGGGUAGCACCGAAGACUUCGAGCGUUUUUACGAAUUUAACGUCUAUUCAGUGACCGCUGAGAAUCGAUGGACCGAGCAUUGUCGUGGCCUAGUUGGCGUCCUUGACAUGGCCCUGGACACCGAGUAUGAGACUGGUUUCCAGACUCCAGAAGAACCCUCCGACCUCAGUGUCAUAGACAUUUCGACGUUCUACGAAAAGCUAGCAAGCAUUGGCCUCGAAUAUGGACCUUGCUUUGCGAAUCUGACGCACGCUAGUAGUGCUGACAACUUGUGCUUUGCUGAAGUUACUAUCCCUGACACAGCAGCUGUCAUGCCAAUGAAUUUCCAGUACCCAUACUUAGUCCACCCCUGCACCCUUGACAGCGUAUUUCAUUCAACAUUUGUUCAGACAAACAUGGCGAACAAUCCCGCUAUCCCGGUUCAUAUAGACGAGCUUUGCGUGUCGCGGUGUACAGAGCGUUCACCGGGUGCGAAAAUGCAAAUCGAGACGCAUAUUGACAACCGGACGAGAAAGGAUGUUGUCGCCUCAAUUACAGUGAUGAACAGCAAUGAUAUUAUUGCUAUGUCAAUUCGAGGAUUGCGAUGCAUGAGCCUUGAGAGCAGCGUCCCGAAGCAGCCGCUCAACCCGACUGAUCGCCUCGGGUACAUGCAGACUUGGAAAGCAGAUCCGGAUCUACUUUCAAGGCAAGACUUUAGUACUAUUUUCACUGAGAAUAAUCAGGACAGUGCAGAACUGGCAAACAGACCUUCAUUGGAAAAAUGCGCUUCUUACUAUAUUCGGACAGCCAUCCAAGAUCUUAAAUCCGUGGACAAGGAAGAAUUGCAUCCAGACCGAAGACAACAGCUCGAAUUCCUCGUCGACCGGACGCAAGAAAGUUGCUUAGCUCCGUCAUCAGACAUGAAUGCCGCCGAUAUCCAUGCAGUGAGUGCUUCCGGACCGGAAGGAAGACUCCUCACUACAAUGGGCAAGCAACUCAAUACAUUCUUGAAAGAUCCGAAAUUCUCGGCCACUGAUAUGGAUCCUUCAAUAUGGGAGGAAUACUGGGACGAUAUCCGCUCAGGCCCGGCGUACGAGACACUAGCUAGCUACAUCGAGCUAGUCGGCUAUAAAAACCCAAUGAUCUCGAUACUUGAGGUGGAGGGUACAUUUGGACAAUCGUCUCAAGGUCAUGUCGAACGGCUCUUGAGUAAUAACGGGAAAGGACCCAUAUGCAGUGAAUACACAAUCACUCAUCAAGACCCGUCGAUCCCUGAUCACUUCGCCCCGGUGCUUUCCAAGUGGAACCAAUCUCUAAAAGUAAAGACAUUGAAUCUCAAUCAGAGUCCAGAGACACAAGGCUUUUCCAAAUAUCAAUACGACGUCGUCCUUGCGCCUUUGGGACUUUGUACGGUUCCAUCGAAGUUGCAAGCUCUCAGGAAUAUUCACAGCCUCCUGAAGCCACAAGGGCAUCUAAUUAUUGUGGAUCCCAUCGCUGGACAUGACAAUCCAGUCGGCUCUGUUAUCUUCGCAAAUUCUCCGGGAUGCUGGUCGAUAGGUCGUUUUGGCUAUACUCUCGAAACCUGGAAUGUCAUGCUCUCAGUGGCUGGAUUUGCCGAAGCAGAAGAUGCCAGCACCUCACGAAAAGGGCCCUUCAUGAUCAUCACUCAUCCGUUGCAUGAGCAGUCAAUUCCCAAACGAAGCAUGCUAAUCAUAUCGGAAGAUGGUGACAAUGGUAUAGACUUGUCCACUCUGCAAGACUCUCUCAGCCCCGUGUCGUCCGAUAUCGAAAUUGCAGAUUUCACCCACGCCAAGCCAGAAGGAAGGGUGUGCAUCGUUCUGAGUGCCCUCAGUCGACACUUGAUGGCAGAACCUACUCCAGAGGAACUGGAAGUAUUGAGGCGAAUCUUCUUGAAGGCAUUGGGCGUCUUGUGGGUAACUCGAGGAGCGGAAAUUUCCCCGGUGACACCGGACGGUGCUCUGGCGACCGGGUUUGUACGAACUUCGCGCUCUGAAUCCGGAAUUGAAAGAAUCGUUACAUUGGAUUUGGACGGACAGAAUCCACUCUCAAGUCAUCGCGCUGCUGAAGUUAUAUGCACAGUGGUGCGCGAGCGAAUUCUGGCCGGGGAAAACGGUCAAAGUGAUACAGAGUAUGCUGAGCGAAACGGCGUGCUCCUCAUUCCUCGAAUUGUUGAAAACCAGGCCUUUAACAGGUCCCUUGCGGCCUCGCAUGAGACGCAAACAACAAGCCUUCAAAAUUUCCACCAGGAGGGUAGAUUCCUCAAAGCGACGAUUCCCGAUGCUUCCCGGGAAGAUGAAGUGCUCUUUAUGGAUGAUUCUAGGAUGAACGACCUACCCGCGGACCACAUCCGUGUUCAUACUUAUGCGGUAUGCAUAGAUAAACUGGUCGUAAACUCUCUCGAAGACCAUGAUACCUCUCAAGUAUUAGCGACGAGCUUCGGGGUUAGCGGGAUUGUUCAAGGCGUCGGAGACGCUGUCUAUGAUUUCGCUCCGGGUGACCGAGUGGCUUGCUUUGCGCAAGGAGCAGUAGCCAACUGCCAGCAAGAACAGGCCUUGGCGUUCCAAAAGUUGCCUGAGGAUUUAUCUUUUGAAGCAGCAGCGGCCUUGCCUGCGGCUUAUUGCACAGCACUAUAUGCGCUUCAGAACCUUGGCCGGGUUGCCUCAUCAGACAGGAUUCUAGUAUACGGAGCCACAGGAACGGUCGGGCAAGCCUUAGCUGAACUAUGCCUCCAUGUCGGAGCUGACGUGCUCUUUGUUGUCCGAGCUGAGAAAGACAGACAUUCCCUUGGUAGCACAGUCGCAAUACCUGAUGACCGAAUUAUCGUCUAUGGGAAUGGCGCACAGGCAAGGAAGCUUCUGAGAAUGAAGCAGCAUCAGCGUUUCGAUGUGGUAAUCAAUUUCGAAAGUUCGGACAACGAGAUGCUACAGCUCCUAGGCGGGUUGGUCGGUACAGGCGGCAAAUUCAUACACCUUUACCACGAAAAUCGCUGGAGUCAGCGCAGAUGGGCAAUCCCACAGCUGGAUAAUGCCGUCUCGUUCGCAACACUGGACAUCAAUAAGCUCUUGAGAGACAAGCCAACGUUGCUGUACAAAACAUGGGGCGAUGUAAUGCGCAUGUUCCGAGCAGGACACAUCCGUGGCUCCAAUGCCUCGGCAGCGUAUAGUAUAUCAGAUAUGCUAGACGCAUUGAACGCGUUGAGAUCGAAGGAUCUGGAUUCCAUAAUAAUCGCAGCUAAACCAGAGGACCUUGUGAAGGUCAUCGUUCCGAAGCCGCAAGCUGCCCUACUCCAUCCAGAUGCAUCUUAUAUACUCGUUGGCGGCCUAGGAGGUAUUGGCCGAGCCACAGCCCUCUGGAUGGCCGAUAACGGGGCUCGAACGUUGAUCUUUGUCAAUAGAAGUGGGCCGUCGAGUCAGGCAGCGCAGGAAACAGCACGAGAUCUGAAGCAAAAGGGAGUUCGCGCCAUCGUUCAUGCUUGCGAUAUAUCCGAUAGCAAGCAAGUCGAGAAGAUGGUGACUGAACUUGAACGGAACGCCCCUCCAAUUCGAGGGGUUAUUCAGUCUGCCAUGGUCCUUCGGGAUGUCCAUAUCGAGAAAAUGACCAUCGAGGAUUAUCUCUCCGUGCUGCGCCCGAAAUACUACGGAACCUGGAACCUGCACCGCCAUCUCCCAGACGACCUCGAUUUCUUCGUCAUGCUCUCUUCUAUUAGCGGAAUCAUCGGAAACGCCACCCAGGCCGCCUACGCCGCCGGCUCCACCUUCCUCGACGCAUUCGCAGUAUAUCGUAGCUCCCUCGGUCUCCCAGCCGUCUCGCUAGACCUAGGCGUGAUAACCGACGUAGGGUACCUGGCCGGAAACCGCGAUCUAGCGGCCAAGAUGGCUCAGCAGGGUUUCCACGGCACAGACACGGCGACCCUGAUGUCUUUGAUCGCUGCCUCAAUUAGAGCGCCGUUCGGUGAGGGAGGCACCUCCCAGAUCAUCACGGGAUUGGGCGAGUGGAAAGAUGGGCAGUCGCUCAGCAACUUCGACGCGCCCCUCUUUGCACACUUCCGUCGACAGUUUCAGCACAAGGGUGGAGAGGACCAAUCUGACGAGUUUAUUGGCAAGUUACGCGAGAACCUCCGAGAAAUCAAUAACCUCGGGGAGGCUUCUGGGGUUAUCUACAGUGCUCUGAGCGGGAAGAUUGCGGCGCAUCUGUCUGUUCCGAUCGAGAGCAUCGUUGGCUCACAUCCAAUUACGGAGUAUGGGAUUGACUCGCACAUGGCAGUGGAGUUGAGGAACUGGAUCGCGAAGACAAUGGAGAGCACGGUGCCGAUUUUGGAUAUUCUGGCGAGUAGUACGUUGUUGGAUCUGGCGGGCAAGAUUGCAUCCAAGUCUAGAUUGGUUCAUUUGGGAGAAUAG